Molecule: messenger RNA, 1521 nt
Organism: Suncus etruscus (white-toothed pygmy shrew)
Lineage: Eukaryota; Metazoa; Chordata; Mammalia; Eulipotyphla; Soricidae
Gene: SUGCT
Product: succinyl-CoA:glutarate-CoA transferase
Exons: 14
Coding region: 86-1396 (436 amino acids)
Molecular function (GO): catalytic activity
Source: RefSeq, a predicted model, not a curated record
CGACCGACCGACCGCUCGACUGGGCCGCCCGGCUGAGCCGCUCAACUAGCGCGCGUCCCCGCGUCCUCUCGCGAGACCCGACGAGAUGUUGGCGACGCGCGGGAGGAGGCUCCUCCUGGCGGCGCGCCCCGUGGGCCUGGGCGGCGGGUGGGGGCCGAGGAGCGGCCGCCCCGAGUCAGAUAUUCACAGUAUAAAGCCAUUGGAUGGUGUGAAAAUUCUAGAUCUAACAAGAGUUCUGGCGGGGCCAUUUGCUACUAUGAAUUUAGGAGAUCUUGGAGCAGAAAUUAUAAAAGUAGAAAGACCAGGAGUUGGUGAUGAUACACGAGCUUGGGGGCCACCUUUUGUUGGAAAAGAGAGUACUUAUUUUCUCAGUGUUAAUCGUAAUAAAAAAAGUAUAGUUGUUAAUAUCAAGGAUCCAAAAGGGGUGAAAAUCAUCAAAGAGCUUGCAGCUGUUUGUGAUGUAUUUGUGGAAAACUUUGUUCCUGGAAAACUUUCUUCAGUGGGCCUAGGAUAUAAAGACAUAGACACGAUUGCUCCUCACAUCAUCUAUUGUUCCAUUACAGGGUAUGGUCAGACAGGUCCACUUUCCCAGCGUGCUGGCUAUGAUGCUAUUGCUUCUGCUGUUUCUGGACUGAUGCAUAUCACUGGACCCAAGGAUGGAGAUCCAGUUCGUCCAGGGGUGGCUAUGACUGACCUUGCCACAGGCCUCUAUGCAUAUGGAGCCAUAAUGGCUGGACUGCUACAAAGACAAAAAACUGGAAAAGGAUUAUUCAUUGACUGUAACUUACUAUCAUCUCAGGUGGCAUGCCUGACCCAUGUAGCUGCUAAUUAUCUUAUUAGCCAAAAGGAAGCAGAACGCUGGGGCACAGCUCAUGGCAGUAUUGUUCCUUACCAGGCUUUUAAAACCAAGGAUGGCUAUCUUGUAGUUGGAGCAGGAAAUGAUCAACAAUUUUCAACUGUCUGUAAGAUCUUGAACUUGCCUGAACUGAUCAAAGAUUCCAAGUACAAAACUAAUUAUCUGCGGGUGAAGAAUAGAAAACAACUGAUUAAAAUAUUAUCUUUACGGUUUGAAGAAGAACUGACCAGCACAUGGUUAUCUCUGUUUGAAGGCAGUGGGGUGCCAUAUGGACCAAUCAACAACAUAAAGAGUGUAUUUGCAGAACCCCAGGUGUUACACAAUGGCCUGAUCAUGGAGAUGCAACAUCCAAGUGUUGGGAAGAUAUCAGUCCCAGGCCCAGCUGUGAGAUACAGUCAGUUCAAGAUAGCAGAGGCCAGUCCACCCCCCCUGCUUGGGCAACACACAAUCCAUAUCCUGAAAGAGGUACUCAAAUAUGAUGACAAGGCCAUCGGGGAGCUGCUCAGUGCUGGAGUGGUGACUCAACACGAGACCAAGUGACAAAACAAAAAGAUGCUCUUCAUACCACAAUUCUUGCAAGCAAAGAAAAUGCUGUUUCUUGGUCCUUCCCUGCAAUUGUGGUGCCUGACAUGGGAAAAAGAGUAACUACAGAUUUCCUUCCUGGU